GCAGACUGCAGCCGGGGAGCAGAUCUGACGAGGGUCCGCUAUGCCGCAGUAUGCGCUAGCGAGCAGGAACCAGUUACAGAUUCUUGCAAACCGGGCAUCACUAUUGUAGUUACUGAAUUGAUAUUGCUGGAGGCUUGUAGCUGUGCUUCCUCGCCACAAUACUCAAUACGCCGUAGACUGACCGGACGUAGAUCUACUACGUUAUCGCCAAGUCUUCUCCGUCCAGCAACAGCGGCUGAGCCAGCCUUGCGCAGCAUUCAGUCGUUGAGGAAGUCGAAGGAAAGGUCGUAAUCUGGACCGGCCGGUGGCAGUGCCGAGCUUCGGUGGCACUCUUUUCCCGUCCGACACUGGUGCCACUGAGCUAAUCGGCGAAACUCGACUCAUCGACGAUCCUGGACGACGGUCACCGAUCGAGGUCAUCCAGGUAGAGAUCUACGAGGUGUGCCGACAUCCGUCACCUCUGUGCUACACCGGCAAGGGUCUACUACUAGUACUAGUACUACAUGAUUGUACAAGUAGGACUAGAUCAGCUGCAUACACCCUGUACACCGGGCCACACUGGCCCACAGUACGUGUACCUACAUUUCUCCUCUCCCUCUCUACAUAAGGAGUAGAUCCACACGGUGCUUAGCUGUGGCUGGUGGGAGAAGUUAUGCCCGUGAUGGCGUCCAAUAUGAGGGUACGAAUGCCAGAGCAGGGACAAAUCACAUCCUCGGUGUACGGUCUGAUCCGAGAUGGUAAGUACCGGGAUGCAUCAACACUGCUACUAGAUUUACGCAACACAUGUCCAUACUCGCGUGUGUCUCGUCCAGCGCUAUCCCUGUUGGCGUACUGCUACUUUCAAAUGCAGGAAUUUGACGAUGCCGCUGAAUGCUACGACCAGCUGCAGGAGCAGUACCCGGAGAUGGUGACAUACAAGGUAUGCUACGCACAGGCACUGUACAAGAGCGGUGCCAUAUCUGAUGCUACGCAGAUUGCACACCAAAUAGCCACUAGCAACAAGGAAGCGGAAGCCAGUAUGCCGCUGCUGCUCCCACAGCUACGUGCCAGCAUAGCGUAUGCAUCGGGUUGCUGCAAGACAACUAGAGCUGAGCUUCACGCCUGUCCAGACAACAUCGACACUACGAUCAAUUGGGGUUGUGUCCUUUUCAAGGAGGAGAAGUACCAGGAUUCUUUGCAGCUGUUUCGAAGAGCUGCAGAAGAAUGUGGAAAGCUGACGCCAGACCUUAAGUACAACUUGGGUCUUUGCUAUUACAAACUAAGAGAGCACAACAUGGCCACAGGCUGUGUGGUCGGGAUCAUGAACACAGCCAGUGGCCAACACCCAGAGUACGGAAUUGCUGCAUCGAACAUGCUCACAAACCUGGCGGACAACAAACCUCCGACUGAUCAAGCCAGCGUGGGUAACACGCAGACUCUGCAGGAGACUCACGCCAUUGAAGCUUUCAACCUUGGGGCCAUGCUGGUGAUGGAGUCUAAAGGCCCUGCAAAGGCAUUGGCAUAUUUGAGGUGCAUGCCACCCCGCUCUGCCCAUGAACUCGAUGCUGUUACUUUGCACAAUGAAGCCGUCUUGAAUAUGGAUGCGGAGCCAGUGGAGGGGUUUGAGAAACUGCAAUUCCUGCUACAGCAGGCAGUUUGUCCCCCGGAAACGUUUUCCAACCUAAUCCUGUUAUACCUCAAGUACGAAUACUAUGACCUGGCUGCUGAUGUCUUGGCGGAGAAUACGCGAGAGACAUUUCGCCUCAUAAACCCAACUGUGUACCGGCUGCUUGAGAUAAUACUGGUACUGCAAUCGUCUGUUGAGGAGGCAUUCAGGCUCCUUGACGAGAUGGCAACUGAUCUAGGGAAGGAGGUGCAGCGUACUCUGAGGAAGCUCAAACAGGUACAAGCUCGACCCGGUGCUGAUGGUGCUGGUGAGAAUCCCACUCGCAAAACCCAUCCCAAUGCACCACCUGCUAGGGUUGCUGACAAGGCUAGCAUUGAGGACAUUCAAAAUCAGGCUGCAAGAGAGCACGAGAUGGCCUUGAAACAUUACGGUAUGGUUGUCAUGCAGCAAGCCAAGAUAUACUGGGAUAAACAGAACUACCCAGCUCUGGAGAGGGUGUUCCGUAAGGCAGCAAACAGGUGCAGUGAUAUGGAGGACUUCAAAAUCAACGUUGGACACACACUGUUCGUGCAGGCCAGCGACAAGCCCGUAAAGCCCGACGAGGAUGUCAGAAGAUACACUGACGCUGUCAAGUUCUAUGAGCCCAUCGUCAAGGCGUACUACCGUACUCCACUAGAGAUCAAGCCAAUCAUCCUGGCCAAUCUCUGUGUCUGCUACAUCAUGACGGGACACAACGUAGAGGCCGAGGAGAUGAUGAUUCUCGUUGAAAAGUAUGAAGAGGAAGCAGCCUACGAAGAACCUGACAAGAAGUGCUAUCACCUGUGCAUCAUUAACAUGGUCAUCGGCACGCUCUACUGUGCAAAGGGUAACUUUGAGUUUGGAUUCUCCAGAAUCAUGAAGAGCCUGGAACCGUACAACAGAAAGCUUGGCACGGAGACAUGGUUCUAUGCGAAGAGGUGCUUGAUUGCUUUGAUGGAGUCCAUGGCAAAGCAAAUGUUCUUCUUGAGGGACGAGAUCAUGUCAGAGAUUGUGCUGUUUCUCACGCGCGUUGAAAAGUACGGACAGAAGAUCGUUGCUCACGCCGAACACCCACUUGAAGAGAACCCAAUGCAUGAAGGCAGGAACACAGUGGCAUACGAGGCACGCUAUUUACGGGCCUUGUUCCUCACGAUUACCGGUUUGGGAACUUGAGGUGACCAUCAACACUGGCGAGCGCUAGCGUCUACUUGACUCACUACCUGUCCAGGAACCACAUACCCGGCAACAGUGGCAAGUGGUGUGUUUGUUGUUUUGUGAGUGGGUGUGCUUUUCAAGACAGCAUCAACCGUCACGACUAGCGCACUCAGGAGAACAAGCUGUGUUGUCGACUUCUAAAUGCGCACAGCGGCGCACCAUGAUAUCAGCUGGCCUGACAAAAUGAGCAAUGUAGCAGUAUAUGCAAAGCAUUCCCGCUUCCGUCUGUACAUAUACUGAUCGGCAUUGUAUUCCCGCGUCUGUCUAUACAUGUCCACUGAUACAGAUACUGUUUGGCAGCAAAGGAGAACCAUACAGUAUCACAAGUGCUGUCUGUAUGACUGUACUGCAAUAACUUUUAGUAUAUGCACUCCAUGAGUUUGUCAACAACGGAUAUGACUUUCUUGGAUGUUUUAGAAGACGAGUGUACCUCAAGUGGCUCCACUUAGUGAACUCGCACGUAGUGAAUUUGUAUACUUCGAAGUAUUAUUAUGUUAAUCACCGGUAUAGCAAAACCUUCCAUGUACACAUUUGGACAUGUGCACUAUUGACCGCAUAGCCAACUGUUUUAGUGUACUAGUACAGUGCAUAACAAGGUGAAUGUCUGUGUCUGUGUACUUGUGAAUGCAGCCAUGUACAUGACUGUACUCAUGUAGUGACAUAGUGCAUGCGGCUGCAUACGUUACUUCUGCCACAACUUAGUUCCAGAACUACGUUUUCAGGAUGCAAUCUCCUGACUUGACUUUACACAUUGCAUUGCUUGCAGACGACCUCACAUCUGGUGUGCAUAAUCAUACACAGAACUAGCUACGUCAUGGUGGUGAAGUGGACGCAGAACUAAUUAAUUAUUUACUUACUAGCUACAUCAUGAAAAAAAGCUGACGUAAUUCUGACAAUCAAUUGUUACAGCACCCAUCAUGAGUUGCACACUUUGGGAGUUUGCAAGCAUGUGCUCUUGAUAUCGCUUGUAUAAUAGUGUGGGUGCAACUCAGGCUAUAACUUAGCAUAAGGAUCGAACUAAUUCUCCUGCUCAUUGAGUUUGCUGUAUUAGUAGUUGAUGGUCAGCGAU
This is a messenger RNA of Sycon ciliatum, 3908 nucleotides long. Its product is annotated as intraflagellar transport protein 70A-like. Gene Ontology annotation, cellular component: axonemal microtubule; intraciliary transport particle B. Gene Ontology annotation, molecular function: protein binding; intraciliary transport particle B binding. The coding region runs from base 653 to 2797 and encodes 714 amino acids. The transcript has a single exon. Gene Ontology annotation, biological process: intraciliary transport. The record is from RefSeq and is a predicted model, not a curated record. Lineage: Eukaryota; Metazoa; Porifera; Calcarea; Leucosolenida; Sycettidae.